Messenger RNA from Trichomonas vaginalis G3, 567 nucleotides. RefSeq names its product organellar and viral DNA polymerase type B. The transcript has a single exon. Bases 1 to 567 code for a protein of 188 amino acids. Lineage: Eukaryota; Parabasalia; Trichomonadida; Trichomonadidae. The record is from RefSeq and is a predicted model, not a curated record.
AUGAGUAUAGCUGCAUAUGCGUAUGAAGCUGACAGAGCUAAACGUUUAUAUUUUGGUCAAUACUCUCUCACACUUACUGACAAAUAUAUUGUUAUUUCUGAUGGAAAUACUGAGAAAUACAUAACAUGGAAGGACUAUGAAAAGUUUGACCCUAUUUUAACUCCAUGUGCAAUGCCUUUUAUUAAGGACGGUGAAAUUAUUGAAAAAGAUAAUACAACCGUAUAUAGGUCUGUUUAUGAAGCAUUAGAAUAUAUGUUGAAUCAUAACCCAAAAAGAUUUGACCCAAGCACUACACCAUGUGCAAUGCCUUUUAUUAAGGACGGUGAAAUCGUAAGAGUUCCGGAUUCAACGGUUUACACAGCUGUUCAAAACAGUUUACAAAACAUUUUAGCGAAUAUCUUUAAUUCAGAAACUACAGAAAUAAAAUUACCGUAUAUAACAGAUGCUAAAGAAAUUAAAUCAAAAACGACAACAUUAUUUACGUCACUUAAUGAUUUAAUGACUUAUAUCAUUAAUAUUCCUGCACCAACUACAGCAUUUGAUCCAAACUCGACGGUUUGCAGUUAG